Coniosporium apollinis CBS 100218 is the source of this 954-nucleotide messenger RNA. RefSeq lists its product as uncharacterized. Bases 1 to 954 code for a protein of 317 amino acids. Lineage: Eukaryota; Fungi; Ascomycota; Dothideomycetes. The record is from RefSeq and is a predicted model, not a curated record. The transcript has 2 exons.
AUGUCUCUCACCUCUCUUCUCACGUUCCUCUUUCUCUUCCAGUACGCCAUAGCACAAGAUCAGCCCCGCUGCUACUACCCCGACGGCUCCCUCGACACAGACGGCUACGUCUGCAACACCACCGCCGUCCGCACCGGUGGCCACAGCUCGUGCUGCCGCCACGACGAUGCCUGCUACGCCUCCGGAACAUGUCUCCAAGACUGGUCCGGCGUGACCUACCGCCAGAGCUGCACAGACUCCUCAUGGCGGAGCGAGGACUGCCCCAGCCAGUGCCUCAUCCCAGAAGCCAUGGCCGGCGCCAUCUGGAUCCAGUCCUGCAGCAUGAAGAACAAGACCGCGUGCUGCGUGCUUGGGGACACUGGAUCCUGCUGCGAGGGCUCGACGUUCGAGUGGGCGCCGGGGUAUAUCGUCGCUGUCAUCAACGGGGACGGCACGAACCGCCUGACUCCCUACGUUGAUGUCAAUGGCUCGACGCAAGGCGCUACAUCGACAACGGCGGCGCAAACCUCGACGGCCUCUGCUUCCGGCUCAGCCAGCACGACGAGCUCAGACGUCGCGUCUUCCAAUGGCGCUUCAGCAGCAUCAGCAGCAGCAUCGGCAUCAGCAACCGCCUCGCCCACCCCUUCAUCCGCGCCCUCCUCAACCACACCCCGCACAGUCGGCCUCGCCGUCGGCAUCCCCGUCGGCAUCAUCGCGCUCGCCAUCCUCGCCGCCUUCGUCGUCGCAGCCCGGCGGCUCAAACAACAGCGCGCACACACCAAGCACCUGGAGGAGAAGCUCACGUACGCCGAGAUGCAGCGGCAUGGCAGCGGCCAGCACUUCAUGCAGAGUCCGCCGCCCGGGUAUGCGCAGCCGCGGAACGUGCCGUACGAGAUGCCUGGCGAGGUUGCGGCGAGUGAGAUUGGGGGCGAGGGGGCGGGCGGGCUUGUUAGUCCUAGUACGCCGAAGCCGUAG